This is a messenger RNA of Exophiala spinifera, 1731 nucleotides long. RefSeq lists its product as uncharacterized. The coding region runs from base 1 to 1731 and encodes 576 amino acids. The transcript has a single exon. The record is from RefSeq and is a predicted model, not a curated record. NCBI's taxonomy places the organism in Eukaryota, Fungi, Ascomycota, Eurotiomycetes, Chaetothyriales, Herpotrichiellaceae.
AUGUCUUUGGUCUGGCAUGAACCUAAUCCAUUAUGCAGCCAGGACGACCGACGUCAUGAAACGUCAUACUAUCCCUCUCCUCCGCAGGAUCGCACCUAUACGCUGGCAAGAGGUAAUGACAGUUCUCGUGCGACAGACCGUUAUCACUGGGACUCUAGCCGGAGAGACGCUGGAGAGACUGGGAGUCGAAUGACCAACCCAUCAAAUACUUUCCCUGUUAGGUCGAGAAACUACCCGUACGAAACAGAACGACAGCAGUAUGAGGAACUCGCCCCUGAAAAUCGUAGCAGUACGCAUGGAGAAGCUGCUCGCCGGCGGUACACUUCAUCCACCAGGUCGAGUGACGACCGCUCCAAAACGCGGGCGCCAUAUGACGAGCGACUUAGGGGCGAGGAUCUGACCACCGGUUCUAGACAGUCAAGGACCGUCCAGACAUCGAACGCCAGCUCGACGACGGAUUCUGGAGCGGCAGCAUUUGGACUGAGAGGAGAUAUCUUGGAGUUCGUCAACAUCCCACUGGGAAGGUUUGCUUCAAUGAGGGAUUUCAUUGACAGUCACCCCAAUAUCUUGAGGGCGAACCUCCAAACCCUCUUGGAAGCUGCAUCACGGGCCAAAAGUGCUAAUAAUAUCACUGUGGCAAAGCGUUGUAUACAGCGAAUCGUACUUAUUCGGGCCUGUAAAGACGAAGCCUUGGCACGAGAUCGUUACUUUCAGAAAUUGACUAGGCAAGACUCGAGUGAAUUCAAAAAGUUUCACCAGGCCUGUGACCACCUCGAGGAAAGACUUGAUUCUGAAACUCAACCCCGACAGGAAACUCAAGCUACAAACACUGGAUAUCCUGCUUCUGCCCAAUACUCUUACCAGACCACAAGGCCUCCCACGUCAUUUCCCGCGUCCGCUUCUACGUCCACCCGGCCAUCCCUUGACAGAUAUGAUUCACGCAAUUCGACACAAGCCUUUCGACAACAGCAAGACACAGUCGAUGAUAUGGAAGAUCCGGAAGACCCGGAAGAUCCAGGAUCGAAUGAUAGACUUCCUCAAACGACGGGCACUUUCUAUUCCAUGCGGCCCGAUACCAAUCCCACACAGCGAGAAAGAGGGUUGUCGGUACGGCGAAGGCAGAAUCAGUACCCCCCUACGGCAGACGGUGGAAGAAAUGCGCAGUUUCGUACUGACAACACAGCCGACGCAGAGCCGGGCACAAGCAGGCUGGAUUCCAGAUAUAAACUGCGUACGGGCCGUGAUUGUCGUUCGUUUUUCGUUGCUGGAAGAGUGAUCUCGAUCAUUCAUUAUUCUAGCAUGGGGGCUCAAUCUCCAUCAAGCCAGACGCCCAUACUUGACCAGUAUGGCGACCCUAUUCACAGCGGUCCACGACGAAUGAUCAUCGUUCAACCGCGUCAAGGAUACUCUGUGUGCGUCCCAAUCAGUUCUCAUGGCCGGAGAGGGAUCGGCAGCAAGAAACUUAAUCAGCGUGAACAGCAAGCCCACGCCAUUGUUUAUCCUGAAGGCACAGAAGUCCCAUCUUCCCUAGAUGGCGAGCCGGAAUUUGAAAAACAACCAAUUGCUGUCCGCUUGUGUGGAGAUCAGACACUGAACCAAUUUAGCCGUAUUCAUUUCGGGAAAUACCAUACAGUCGAACAUAACGUCAAAGUUAUGGAUGUUGGCCGUGUAUCCAAGGAAUCGAUGCCUGCCUUUGACGCAUAUUGCAGGCAGGAGCUUCUCAGAGGAUGA